Molecule: messenger RNA, 471 nt
Organism: Desarmillaria tabescens
Lineage: Eukaryota; Fungi; Basidiomycota; Agaricomycetes; Agaricales; Physalacriaceae
Exons: 2
Coding region: 1-471 (156 amino acids)
Source: RefSeq, a predicted model, not a curated record
AUGACUGCUGAGUUCGUCUUCUUCAGUUUCUACGAUUCCGGCUAUCAAGACGGCUUUGAGCAUGGACGCGUACACGGCCUGAUUGAAGGACGGGCGCUAGGACGAGAGAAAGGGUUCGAAAUGUGGGAAGAGCUCGGAUACUACGAAGGGUUUGCAAAGACAUGGAGGGCGAUAUAUGCGAAACAAGGCAAGGAUGACAGUCGGGCGCUCAACCAUAUCCGACAUCUCCUGGACCUUAUAAACCAAUUUCCCAAGGAAAACCCAUCUGCAUCGGAUUCCUCAUCUUCUCUUGAUAUUUCCCGAAUCUUGCGGCAAAUACGCUCACGGUAUAAGGCGCUGUGUUCUACGCUGGGCGUCACAGCCUCUCUCAGAGUGGCUGACAGUGCAGAUGACUCUCUGGAGCAGCCGGCUGCGAGGAAGCCUUCUGUCUGGCCGUUGGAGGCACCCGCACAACAGGACCUGAGUUUCUAA